AUGCACCUCCGCCCAGUACACGCAGAGGCACGUAUCCCAGUGCUACAACAGCUCAUCCGGGAAAACCCUCUGGGCAUUCUAACAACAGCCAUCAAAUCCCCAACUCACCCCUUCCUCCAAUCCAGCCACAUCCCUUUCCUCCUCGACGUUCCCGAAAACUCCUCAGAAGACAACCCAGGAACCCUCCGUGGCCACGUCGCCAAACAAAACCCACAGGCAAAAGCCCUAAUCGACGCCCUCACAGCCACCCAGUCGGAAAAGAACGAUGUCGAAACUCUCGAACUCCCCGACGAAGUCCUCGUCCUCUUCAACGGCCCCCAUCACCAUUACGUAACCCCCAAGUUCUACACAGAGACCAAGCCCGCCACAGGCAAGGUUGUGCCGACCUGGAACUACUCCGCUGUGCAAGCCUACGGCAAGAUAAAGGUAUACUGUGACUCGAAGUCCGACAUUACGGGUGGGUUCUUGCAGAAGCAGAUCGAGGAUUUGUCGCAGCAUGCGGAGACGGGGGUUAUGGGGUAUGCGUCGCCGUGGAAGGUGGCUGAUGCGCCGGAGAACUAUGUGCAGUUGUUGAAGAAGAACAUCAUUGGGAUUGAGAUUCGAAUUGAGCGAUUGCAGGGCAAGUUUAAGAUGAGUCAGGAGAUGGGGAAAGGAGAUCGAGAGGGUGUUAUUGAGGGGUUUGGAAAGUUGGGAACGGAGACGGGUGAGGGGAUUGCGAAGACUGUUCGUGAGAGGUCGGGAUAG
This is a messenger RNA of Aspergillus chevalieri, 744 nucleotides long. Its product is annotated as FMN-binding negative transcriptional regulator. The transcript has a single exon. Lineage: Eukaryota; Fungi; Ascomycota; Eurotiomycetes; Eurotiales; Aspergillaceae. The record is from RefSeq and is a predicted model, not a curated record. The coding region runs from base 1 to 744 and encodes 247 amino acids.